CAAAACAUUGUUCAUCUGCUUCCAGACUGCUUAGUGGCCUUGCCUCCACUCCCAUUGCUCUUGCCUUAACUGGCUUUUUGGGCUGUAGAGAGGACAUUCACAUAGACUUCGAGAGGUUGGAGGCAGGAAAUGGACUCAGUGGUGUUUGAGGAUGUGGCCGUGGACUUUACCGAGGAAGAGUGGGCUUUGCUGAAUUUUGCUCAGAGGAAACUCUACAGAGAUGUGAUGAUGGAAACCUUCAGAAACCUGGCCUCGGUUGUUUCUCAAAAGGUUGAUAAAGAACAAAUGGUGUCCACUGAACAUUUAAUAAUGCGAUUCAUGAAGAAUAACUUCCAGUAUACCAUUUUAGGAGAAACUUGUGAAUUCCAUGGCUUUGAAGAGCAGUGUAACAACCAAGGGAGGCAUAUAAGAUGGCAUACAGAUGAGAGUCUCCAUGAAAGUAAAGAAUGGAAAGAAAAGGAAAAGAAAGAAGGUAAUCAGUGUGUAAAACUUUUCAGCAAGAUUGCAUGUCUUACCGGGCUCAAAAGAACUCUUGCUAGAGAAAAUCCUUCUAAAUGCUGUGAAUGUGGAAAAGCUUUCCAGUAUCAUUCUUCAUUUAAAUGUCACAUCAGAUCUCGCACUGGAUGCAAUACCUAUCAGUGUAAGGAAUGUGGAGUGGCCUGUAGUUCCUCUUGCCUAAGCACUCAUGUAAAAACUCUCACUGUAAAGAAUAUUUAUAAAUGUAAGGAAUGCGGUAUCGCUUGUAGUUGUUCCUCAUCCUUCAAUACCCGUGAAAGAACUUACAGUAGAGAGAGGCUUAAUGAACGUGAGGAGUUCGAGAAAGCUUUUGGUCAGUUCUCAGCCCUCAUUGAACAUAAAAAAAUUCAAAGUGGAAGGCAAUAUUAUCAUAAGGAUUAUGUGAAUACCUUUAGUUUUUCCUCAUCCCUCAGUAAGCAUAUUAGUAUUCAUAAUGGAGUGAGUCCUUCUGAAAAUAAGGAAUGUGAGAUAGCAUUUAGUAACUCCUCAGAGCUGACUAACCAUUUAAGAACUCACAGUGGAGUGCAGCCUUAUGAAUGUAAGGAAUGUGGGAAAGUCUUUAGUUGUGCUUCAUACCUCACUGCACAUGUAAGAAUUCACAGUGGUGAGAGGCCUUAUAAAUGUAAGGAAUGUGGGAAAGCCUUACGUUAUUCCUCAUCUUUCAGUAAACAUAAAAGAACUCACAGGCAAGAGAGGCCUUAUGAAUGUAAGGAAUGUGGGAAAACCUAUAUUUGUGCUUCACACCUCACUACACAUUUUUUAAGAACUCACAGUGGAGAGAGGCCUUACAAAUGUAAAGAAUGUGGGAAAGCCUUUAGUUGUUCCUCAUCCCUCAUUACACAUACAAGAACUCACAGUGGAGAGAGGCCUUAUGAAUGUAAGCAUUGUGGAAAAGCCUUUAGCCAGUUCUCAAACCUAUUGAAUCAUAUAAGAACUCACAGUGGAGAAUGGCUUUAUGAAUGUAAGGAGUGUGGGAAAACCUUUAAUGAGUCCUCAAACCUGAUCAACCAUAUAAAAACUCACAGUGGAGAGUGGCCUUAUGAAUGUAAGGAAUGUGGAAAAGCAUUUACCCGGUCCUCAGACCUCACUACACAUACAAGAAUUCACAGUGGAGAGAGGCCUUAUGAAUGUAAGGAAUGUGGGAAAGCAUUUAUCCAGUCCUCAACCCUCAGUAGGCAUAUAAAAACUCACAGUGGAGAAAGGCCUUAUGAAUGUAAGGAGUGUGGGAAAGCAUUUACCCGGUCUUCAGCUCUCACUACACAUAUAAGAAUUCACAGUGGAGAGAGACCUUAUGAAUGUAAGGAAUGUGGGAAAGCAUUUAGCCAGUCCUCAUCUCUCACUACACAUACAAGAACUCACAGUGGAGAGAGGCCUUAUGAAUGUAAAGAAUGUAGGAAAACCUUUAGUCAGUCCUCACACCUGAUUAACCAUAUAAGAACACACAGUGGAGAGUGGUCUUACAAUUGUAAGGAAUGUGGGAAAUCUUUUUGUAAUUCCUCAAGCUUCUGUAGACAUGUAAGAAGCCAUAGUGGAGAGAGGCCUUAUAAAUGUACGGAAUGCGGAAAAGUCUUUACACAGUCCUCAUCUCUCACUCAACAUAAAAGAACUCACAGUGGAGAGCGACCUUAUGAAUGCCUUAUGAAUGUAAGAAAUGAGGGAACAUCUUCGGUUCUGUCUCAGCCAGUUGAAAACAUGAAAAAAUACACUGAGGAGAAAUAUAUAUUGCACAUAUGACAGGUCCUACGCGUGUCAAAGACAAGGGAAGCUUUCAGUGUGUGUACCUUCUUUGAACCUGUGUAAUACCUCACACACUGGAGAGACUCUGGGACUAGAAGCAAAGAAUGUCUUCGUUUGUAGCACAUGACUUUGGAUAGGUAUCACAAUGUUAAUUUGGUUCUGUUAUAUAAAAAUUGCCUGUAAUACAAAAUCUUAUCAACCUGUGUUGUCUUAAUCUUUGUGGUUUCUUUUUACUUUACUAUGUUUUUUAAUAUUUUUAUUUAUAUUUUUUCACAUUAUACAGCAGUAUGUUCUUGAUGUAGAGAAAUUGGAUUUUAACAGCAAUUUGGGAGGAAAAGCAAAAAUCACUCAGAAUUCUACCAGUCUCUUUAUUUUGUGUGUUUUCUUUUAGCUUGGUUUGUAUACAAAGCAGUCAUUUCCUAAAGAAUCUGGAUUAUGCAUCGUGUGUAGUGUUGUACUGAACUUUUUUCUAUUGCUUUUUAAAAUCUUCCACAACCGCUUUGAUCCUUAAUUUAUGAAUGGGAAAACAGUACGGAAAAUUUUAACUCACAUCCCACCAUGUCUUAAAAAUGUCCCUCUCAAAUGGUGCUGUGAGAAGCAGGAUUUUCAUCAAAGGAGGGCUCACAUUGAGGAUAUAUGGAAAUGGUGGACUUGCACAGACCUGCAACCUAAUCUAAAUGCAAUGCAGCUUUUGGCAAGUUCAGUCCUUUUGGUAAUUUUGUCAUUCAAGGAGAGUGUACUAGGCCAGGAGUUGAGGCUGCAGUUGCUGGACUGGUGGCUGCUUAUGUACUUGGGGUGCACACCUGCUACAGGGCCUGGAGGUUUAUACAGAGCUCCUCUGCCCCAUGGUGAACUGGGAUCUUCUUGACUUCUCAUGUAAGUGGCUUGGGAAAUGAUGGCUAUAGGUAGCAAAAGCCUUCAAAUUAGGCCUCCCAUAGGCCCAAUUGCCCUUUCAGAAUCAUUCUUUGGAAUUCCUUGCGCACCGUAUUGGUGUACCUUGAUGGUGGUGCUACAUUAUGGAAAUAGUGAAAGCGGAGAAGUGGUUUCAGUGCCCAACAGGAAGGGAGUUUUUAGAUAGUUGCCUAGCUACAUGUCACAGUGUUGUACUAUACUAAAUGUAUUUCUUCAGAAGAAUUUAGUUCACAAGAGGUAAAGCAAUCAUAGUUUUACAUGUGGUGUGCAGGAUAUAAAAGCAUAUACAUAAUGGUGGCCGUUCUAUAAAAAAUUUAUAUAUACAGACAAAUCGGCUUGUAAAAUUUGUCGUAAUGGUGAUACUAAGUAAUUUCUUUAGUCACAGAACCAGUAUCACAAUGAAAAUAUAAAACACCUCCUUCUCCAAAAAAUUCCCUAGUGCUGCCACUUUUUAGUCUUGAAUCUCUGACACUUGUCCAUAUACAUGUUAUGCUAUAUGUAUUUUUUCAAUUAUGGUUCCUGUUAUUUAGUGUAAAUGAAUUUCAGAUUUAGAUGCAUGUUGAUGAAUUUAAUGACAGUUUAUUCCUUUUUACUGCUGUAUAGUAUGUUGUAUAGACCUACCACAGUUUGUACAUUCAUCAGGUUAAGAGUAUUUGGGUUUCCACUUUUUUGUUGACUUUUUAAAUAAAACUGCUAUAAAACGUUCAUGCAGUGGGUUUAUGUGAACACAAAGUUUCAUUUUUCUCAUCUCUGUAUGAGUCGGAUUGUUGUGUCAUAGUAGGCAUAUGAUUACCUUUAUUAGAAACUUUCAAUCUGUUUUUGAAAGGGGCUGUGUGAUUUCAUGUUCCACCACUAGUGUAUAAUUAAUUCCAGUUGCUGCUAGGAUCUGGAGAGGCUAUUUCCAGAGCAAUAAAACACUUCUGAUUGCCUGUUUUCAGAGGAGGGUUUUGGGUUGGCAGCUCACCUGAUAGGCAUUCCACAUUUGUGAGGAUAGUAUGUGCAAUGUAUCACCUGGAUUAGUCCCUUCUUCCUGCAGUGUCCUUCAUUGUCCUCCAUAACUGGCAGAAGAGUAAUGUAAAGCCGAACUCCAU
This is a messenger RNA of Trichechus manatus latirostris (Florida manatee), 4256 nucleotides long. RefSeq names its product zinc finger protein 883-like. Gene Ontology annotation, biological process: regulation of DNA-templated transcription. The coding region runs from base 130 to 2250 and encodes 706 amino acids. Lineage: Eukaryota; Metazoa; Chordata; Mammalia; Sirenia; Trichechidae. The transcript has 5 exons. The record is from RefSeq and is a predicted model, not a curated record.